AUGGCGCCGAACCUUUCUGAAAAGUACGAGGUGCCGUCAUACCUCAAGGAGCUGUGGUCCGAUUCUCCUAUCCAUGGCUCUCCGUUCCGCGCGCCGGGAAAGCCUACUGACCCGGGCGCGAUGCGCGGCGGACAGCCGUUCUCACUCGGGCAAGGAAUGAUGACUUUUGAAAAUUCGCAAAAAACAACCGAAGCCGCAGCAGGAGCACCGGGAAGAUUCCGAGGGGAAGGAAGGUUUGGAGGGAAUGCGGAAGGGGUGAACCGCGGGAGUCCGUCUCUCGGUCCGUACCCGCAUCCCGGGCUGAACGGGGGUGAUCCGCGCUUGCAAGGGUUUCCCGAUCCUGGUGGGCCGUUCGACCAGCGUGUUGUCUCGUUAGAAGGGUCCCCGUUUGGGAGAAAGGCCGUGGAGGCAGGCAGAGGCUCUCCCAGCCGAUCCUUCCUUAGUAACUGGCCGUAUGGGGUGAGUGAGGCGGAUGCUGAUAGAGGAAUGGGGGGAGGAGAGGGACGCGGGGACAGCCGGUUUAACCCUGCGCGGGGAGGUAUGGCUGCUCCCGGAGGGGGAGGCGGAGGCGGAGCGGGAAGAAACGCUGGUGUCGCACAGUGGGCGGCUGCCGGAGCGAACGGAAAGGAGGCAGGGCGAAGGGAGGAUGGAGGGAGUGGAUGGAGUGUGAGUGGCGGCGUGAGUGGCGGCGUGAGUGGCGGCGUGAGCAAUGGAGGAAGAGAAGGCGAGGGGUUGGACGUGGGAAGAGACCCAUGGCGUCGCGCAGGCGCUCUGGGGCCAGAUGGGCUUCAAGGGAACUUUCCGUUACCGCUGCACCAGCAGUUUCCGUCUGUCCAGCAGCAGCAACAACAGCAGGGUGGGAUCAUGGGUGCAUUGACUUCGAAUGCUAACGGUGGAGCCUUUAACGCGGACGAACUUACUCUGGAGCAGCUGACCGACCCUGCUGCUGUAGCUGCGCUGGAAGGCCCGUCGAGCCAGCAGACGAUCAUGGAUCUCCUCGCUGCCGCCGGCAACGCCUUCGCCGCCCCACACAAGGCGGGGGCGAGUGCGCAGGGCAGUGGCGGCGGGGCGGGGAGAGGCGCAGCAGGCGCGGUGGGGGAUGGGGCGGACGCCGGAUCCGGUGUGGGGAAAGGCGCGGAGGAUGUGCGGAAUUCUUUGGAGGCGCUGGCGGAAGAUAUGAAAGCUUUCGACCUCUCUGGUGACCCGACUGGUGAUUCGGAGCCGACAGCAGAGGAGGCGGAGCGCAAGGAGCAGCUCAUGCGCACGCUCACGCGCGUGGCCGCUGCCACGUACCCCUCCGCGCAGCUUUUCCUCUACGGGUCGUGCGCGAAUUCCUUUGGCGUGCGCAACUGCGACGUGGACGUGUGUCUUGCUCUGGAGGGGCCUGAUGUGUCGCGUGUGGAGGUGAUUACGAACAUGGCGAGCGCGCUCAGGGCGGAGGGCAUGCUCAGCGUGCAGGCACUCACCCACGCGCGUGUACCCAUCGUGAAGUUCAUGGACCCAGCAUCGGGGGUGGCGUGUGACAUGUGUGUCAACAACCUGGCCGCUGUGGCCAACAGCCGCCUGCUGGCGGACUAUGGGCGCAUUGACGACCGCGUGCGGCAGCUGGCGUUCCUGGUGAAGCACUGGGCAAAAAGGAGGCAGAUCAACGAGACGUUCCGCGGCACCCUCUCCUCCUAUGCCUAUGUCAUCAUGUGCAUCCACUUUCUGCAGCAGCGCCAGCCGCCCAUCCUGCCAUGCCUGCAGGAGAUGCAGCCGCACACAUACCGCAUGCAGGUGGGCGGCGUCGUUUGUUCCUACUACGACAAGGUGGACACGCUGCGCGGCUUUGGGGCGGCGAACGGGGAGACGGUGGGGGAGCUGCUGGCAGGGCUGUUUGAGUACUGGGCCUUCCGCCACGACUACAACCGCUGCGUCAUCAGCAUCCGCACCGGCGGCUUCCUCAGCAAGGAGGAGAAGGAGUGGACGAGGCGUGUGGGCAACGAGCGCCACCUGAUCUGCAUAGAGGACCCCUUUGACCUCUCCCACGACCUGGGCCGCGUGGUUGACCGCGCCUCCAUCCGCGUGCUCAGGGACGAGUUCCACCGCGCUGCCAAGCUCAUGCGGCAUGACCCUGAGCCGUAUGUCACGCUCUUUGAGCCGUAUGUUCGCGAAGAUGAACGAUGA
Closterium sp. Yama58-4 is the source of this 2166-nucleotide messenger RNA. NCBI's taxonomy places the organism in Eukaryota, Viridiplantae, Streptophyta, Zygnematophyceae, Desmidiales, Closteriaceae. The record is from the annotation of a GenBank genome assembly.